Messenger RNA from Diospyros lotus (date-plum), 2478 nucleotides. RefSeq lists its product as uncharacterized. NCBI's taxonomy places the organism in Eukaryota, Viridiplantae, Streptophyta, Magnoliopsida, Ericales, Ebenaceae. The coding region runs from base 1 to 2478 and encodes 825 amino acids. The transcript has a single exon. The record is from RefSeq and is a predicted model, not a curated record.
AUGCAGAUCCCAUCUGUCGUACCUUGGGCUGAGUACGAAGCCCUGCGACAGCAACACGCUGAAGGAAUACAAGCUCUGAGGGAAAUGGCUGGUAUUUUGCAAAGUCUGGUCCCCCACGGGACAAUCCCAGCUGCGUUGAGAAAGUUCAUCCCGGAGAUAGUUCCAUCUCACAGGGCUCGUCAGGAGGUACCAGAGAACGACUCCUAUCGAGACGCAAGCCCUGAAACCCACGUUCAACCUGUCCAAACUCGAAACAAUCAACCAAGGUCUCCUUUAAGGGAAGAUCACAGCCAAACAUCUCCCCUUCGAGAAAAUUAUGGAGGAACUGACCGUCGAAAGACAGAAAGACGAAGCCCACAACGAGGAAGAUAUUCGGAAACAGUAGCCAGCACUCCAAUGGAAAGAGGCCGGGAGGCAAAACCCAUAACCAAGCAAAAUGAUGGGCCUGAGGAUAACCCUACUGCAUUUAGUGCACGAGAGGCCGCCGAUAUGAAAAAGAUGAUUGAGCGGGUUCUACAACAGAAUAAGUUAUUACCUACCUCUGAGGAACAAUCCAGAGGAAAGCUACCAUUCGUGGCCGAGGUAAUGGAGAAACCUUUGCCGAGGAAGUUCAAGAUGCCUCAAAUAAAUCCUUAUUCAGGAAAGGAUGACCCGUACGAUCACGUUCAAAAUUAUGAAUCUUUAAUGAUGCUUCAUGGAUGGGACGACGAGAUAAUGUGCAGGGCAUUUCCUUUAACCCUAACUGGUCAUGCUCGAGCCUGGUUUAACGGCUUACCCGAGGCAUCUAUCUCUUCAUUCGGGCAGUUAAAAACAGAAUUUAUCAAAGCAUUCAUUAUUAACAGUCAGAGAAAGAAGGACGCGACAUAUCUGCUUAGCAUUCGACAAGGGAAUAAAGAGACCCUACGGCACUACGUGGACAGAUUUCGAAAUGCCACACUUGAGAUCUGUAAUUUACCGAUUGAAAUGGCGGUGUCUGCCAUGUUCCAAGGGACACGACUAACCCCUUUGCAAGAAUCAUUAUCCCUGGACCCUCCGAAAUCUCUGGCAGACCUGUUCGUCCGGGCUAACAGGUACAUACUCCAUGCAGAAAUGAUGAAAACGAUAGGGGGAAGUGAAGACGGAGAAAGAAAUAGGAAAGAACGAGAUAUUGAAGAAGGAUCAAACCAGCGAAAAGAACGGACCAGGAGGUCGGAUACAGUGGGGCCACAAUUCCAUCAUUACACUAGGCUCAAUCAACCCCGAUCAACUAUAUUGGCGACAGUAGAGGGGUCUGGUCUCCUCCAGCUUCCGAAAAAGGCAGAUCGCCCCAUGGGGAGAAAUCAAGAAGAGUACUGCAGGUAUCACCGAACUCGGGGACACUCUACCGAUCAAUGUAGGGAACUAAAAAAUCAGAUAGAAGCACUCAUUCGUGAAGGGCACUUGCAAAGAUAUGUAAGGACUGAAGGUAGAAAUGACAGAGACCGUCAAAGAAGGGAAGAAAUGCCCGAAGGUCAAGAUAGACGAAAUUUACGGCAGAAUGAAGGGAUAAGGGAUGACAGAAUGGUGGCCCCCCCUGACAAUGAGCCGACUCAUCAAGCUAUUCAUGUUAUCUCUGGGGGCGAGACCUUAGCUGGGAGUACUUCUUCUUCUCGAAAGGCCUAUGCCCGUCAGGCCUACCAAGUCAACUCUGUGAUGGAGGUGAGAGAGGACGAGGAGCCAAUCACGUUCACCCCUGCUGAUAGAGGUGAUAUAAUACUUCCACAUGAUGAUCCAAUGGUAAUUUCUGCAGUUAUCGCCAAACACCCCAUCAGUAGAAUUUUGGUGGAUAGCGGCAGCUCUGUUAAUCUAAUCUAUUGGAAUUGUUUCGAACAAAUGAACAUAUCCCAAGACCGGUUAAGAAAAGUGUCCUCUCCCCUGUACAGCUUCACUGGAGAACCUGUCUCGGUAGCAGGAUCUGUUCAACUACCUGUCACAUUAGGCGCCGACCCUCAAAGUGUGACUCGACAGGCGAAUUUCAUGGUGGUCAAAGCCCCUUCUGCAGCAUACAACAUGAUUUUAGGCCGACCGCUCCUCAAUGAUAUGAGGGCUGUAGUGUCCUCUUGCUACUUAUUAAUGAAAUUCCCCACGCUCUCAGGAGUAGGGCAAGUUCGUGGAGAUCAGAGGAAGGCAAGAUCCUGUUACGUAUCGUCCACAAAAGGAAAAAAGGCAGAAGAAACUUUAUCUAUCGCUGAGAAAGCCAUACACAAAUCCCUGGAAGAAGAGACUGCUCGCAAGCCCCAACCAGUGGAAAAGUUAGAAGCAGUGCGAUUAAGUGACACAGAUCCCGAGAAGUUAGUGUAUGUGGGCAUGAAGCUUCCAAAACCAGUAAAAGAUGAAAUCAUGGGGUGCCUUAGAGAAAAUUUGGAUGUCUUUGCUUGGACACCGAGGGAUAUGCCAGGGAUUAGUCCCGACGUGAUAUGUCACCAUUUGAACGUGGAUCCUCAGUUCAAGCCUGUUUGA